AUGGCAGCCAAGCUCGACUCCCAGACGCUGGGACUCGUCUUUCAGAGCCGACCCGACAUUUUGAAAGGCAUCAAAGAAGCUGCUGACUCUCCCGCGCGCAUCGAUCUUUUCAACAACAUCGCAUCAUUUGUGUACGAGAGGAUAGCGAACAACACAUCCGAAGAGCCAGCCACGAAGAGGAGACGUGUCGAAGCACAAACAAGCGGUUCCAAUGGCGCAACCCACCCGAUCGCGGGCUCACAAGCGGCAGUGCUCGGUGCAGACGCCGCCGCCGCCGAGCCAGUACUCCUAGAGAUCAAGGACAUUUCUAUCUCGGUGCCCCAGCGCAAGAAAUACGACUUGUGCUUUACCAAGAACUUUCUCUACGCUCGCGCUUCAGGCUCUCCGGUGCCUGUACAAGGCAUCGUGUAUCCAUGGAAAGACCUUGAACACGCCUUCUACCUCCCCGUCCCCGAGAAAUCCCAAGUCCAACACAGCUACGUCCUCCUCCCGCGCAGCAGCUACCUUUCCACAACCAAGUCUCAACCCCCCGCCGACCAGCAAACCCAACAAGCCACGACGCCGCUCGAGCCGCUUGUCUUCACCAUCCCCUCCACCGCGCCCAAGCCAGGCACCAUUGCGGGUCCCUCAGCUGCCGCCGCCGCCCCCGUCUCCGACAGUUACGCAACGCUCUUCCACUGGGCCUUGACCACCUCUUUGCGCGCCGCCGGCAACCACGCAUGCGAGCUGGUCUCAUCAGACCCGAAGGUGUUCCACUCGGUCGCGCGCCAGGCGUACCGCCCGCAGGAGAAGGCGGUGCACGUCAAGGCAUUCCGCGGCAGCAAGGACGGGUUUCUGUUUUUCCUGCCGACAGGCAUCCUGUGGGGGUUCAAGAAGCCGUUGCUUUUCUUGCCGCUGGAGAAGAUUGUGGCGGUCAGUUACACGAGUGUUUUGCAGAGGACUUUCAAUAUCGUUGUGGAGUUGGAAGCGACAGGGAAAGAGGACGAGGGAGGAGGGCAGGAGAUUGAGUUCAGCAUGCUGGACCAGGAGGAUUAUGCGAUGAUCGACCAGAGUUAUGUGAGGAGACACGGGCUGGCGGAUCGGAGCAUGGCGGAGCAGAGGAAGGCGAAGAAGCAGUUGGCGGAGAACGCGAAGAGGGCUGCUGCCGGUGAAGAUGGCGUUGAGGGAGGAGGUGCGGACGGUGAGGGUGCUGAUGAUGGGCUGACAGAGCUGGAGAGGGCACAGAAAGAAGAGGAGCAGAGGUUACAGGAUGAGGAGGACGAGGAGGAAGAGGAUUAUGACCCGGGUAGUGAUGGUGAGAGUGAGGGCUCGGGGUCGAGUGAUGAUGAGGAGGAGGAAGAUGGUGAAGGAGAGGGUGAUGAGGAUGAUGAUGAGGAUAUGGGCGAGGGAUUGGAAGAAUAA
Messenger RNA from Sordaria macrospora k-hell, 1401 nucleotides. RefSeq lists its product as uncharacterized. Gene Ontology annotation, molecular function: nucleosome binding; histone binding. Lineage: Eukaryota; Fungi; Ascomycota; Sordariomycetes; Sordariales; Sordariaceae. The record is from RefSeq and is a predicted model, not a curated record.